AUGAAUGCGUUACAUUUGUCCCUUCUCCAGCAGGAAAAUUCAUACAUCGUAUUUGAUGUUAACCGUACUGUUCGCCACUUCAAUCGUUUUCAGGAAAAUCAGAACUUUAUGGAUGAUCAACAUUGUGUAAUUUUUCAUGAAGGUCAUCCUUGCGAACUUCCUAUUCUUUCAGCGCUUUCUGGACAAUUGGCAAGAAAGGAAAUAACUCAAUUUGUUCGAGAAUACUUUGCUUGCGCUACUGUUAGCUACGAGUUGCUAGAUAAGAUGGUGUCAUUUUGUGCCAACUCAUCCCAGCAACAAUUUCUUGGCAACAUACUUUGCACGAUAUCAUCUUGCGUCAAAAAGUGCCACUUUCGGAAGUCACAUCGUCAUGCUCUGAAAUAUGUUAUCGAACAACUGGAAAUGCGACAUGCUGAAAUUGACUGGCAAUUGUACAAUUGCUUGACGAAUUCCAUGAUGGAUAGUACCAUAUAUGUAGAUAGAAUCUAUUUCGAUGAAUUAUUUUCAAAAUGUAUCAUUGUUCAAGAGAAUCGUCAUCAGUUAUCACAAGGAACCACUGGUCUUUCUUGUUGGCAGGCAUCUUGUGAUCUAGCGAAUUAUUUGUUGAAACAAGGUCGUGAUUAUAUCAACGGAAAUAAUAUUUUAGAACUAGGUGCCGGUUGUGGACUGCUUGGUAUUGCACUUGCUGCUUCUGGUUUUGCCAAAAGCGUUACACUUUCUGACGGGAAUGUUCAUGUAUUGAAUAUAAUCCUCAAGAACAUUCAGUCAAAUUUUUCAGAGAAAUGUAAGAUAUGUAACGUUAUUUUUCUUGAAUGGGAAACCAUAAAUGUGGAAAAUAUUCCUGUUGUACCGGAUGCUAUCUUUGCGGCAGAUGUUGUUUACGAUACACUGGCAAUAAAACCACUUGUCUGUGCCAUCAGGAAACUUCUUAUUGCAUUUAAAAAAGAAAACAAGGCUGGUCCAUGUUGUCUGCUAGCAAAUACAAUAAGAAACCAAGAGACUAUGGAUAAAUUUAUAGCUUGUACAGCCAAAAACGGACUUUCUGUGAAAAAUUGUUUCACUUACGAGAAUAGUGUCUUUAAAUUUGCGAAUGGAAAUAUAGAGGAUCAGUCACUGUUCCCUUUCACGAGUACCGUUCAAUGUCCUACAAUAUUUCAUGAACUAAUAUUGAAUGAUUAA
This is a messenger RNA of Cercopithifilaria johnstoni, 1179 nucleotides long. Lineage: Eukaryota; Metazoa; Nematoda; Chromadorea; Rhabditida; Onchocercidae. The record is from the annotation of a GenBank genome assembly.